AUGAGCCGCUCGAAAAACAACAAGACGCAAAAGAAAGAUGGGAAUCAUCGGGCCGAGACAAAAGAGGAAAGGAUGGUUCGUCUCAAGGAGCAAGCAGAAGCUCGGGAGGCGUGCUUCAAAAUCCUUCCCAUGAUACUAGGAGGAGUCUUGAUCUUUAUGUUAAUGUUUGGGCUCUACGUGAACAACGUCCCACCCAAGGAACGCAAAACCCAGCAGGUAACCCCCACCGAGGAGCAAAUUCGUAUGGCACAAGAAGCUAUGAAGGAUGGAAGCUUUAUGGCUGCCAUGAACGAUGCCGGUUCUACAGCCAAGACAGAGGACGAGGAACCACCAGCCGAAGCACCGGAUCUCUCAUCAUUGCAAGAUGACGCCGGCAGUGACGAGCAUGUCGAAUUGUAG
This is a messenger RNA of Seminavis robusta, 399 nucleotides long. NCBI's taxonomy places the organism in Eukaryota, Bacillariophyta, Bacillariophyceae, Naviculales, Naviculaceae. The record is from the annotation of a GenBank genome assembly.